GAUUUACGAGCUUAGAUAGCAAAAGGAGUUCGAAGAGUUCUCUUUCUUCCCAAAACCUCCGGAGAACAUGAAGUUCCUCCGUACUAUCUCCGCGAAUCGUCAGUCACUGCUCGGAGCCCUUGGCCAUCGUCAUUUUGCUGUUUCCGCCGAUAACUAUGCUAAGAGAAACUACGCUAACAAUGUGUCGGAAUACAACACCGUUAUUGGAUCUCUCACUUCUCAACGAAGGAUUUAUUUGCUGAGGGAUGUGUAUGAUGAUAUGAUGUUGGAUGGAGUGAAACCAGAGAAAGAUACAUUUCGCGCGCUGAUUGCUGGUAGCAUGAAGGGUGUUCGUUUGCAGGAUUGUUUCUUCUUCCGUGACCAAAUGAAAUCCAUGGGUUUGAUUCCUGAUGUUGUUUUGUACAAUCUCAUGAUCUCAACAUGUGGCAAGUGUAAGAACUCUGUUGAGGCAACACGGAUUUUUGAAGAAAUGAAGAAGCUUGAAGUAAAGCCUACCGCACAGACAUUUAUCUGUCUAAUUAAUGCAUGUGCAGCCGCUGGGCGAUUAGAUCAAGUAUAUGCUAUUAUUGGUGAUAUGACUGCUGCUGGUCUUGGUUUAAACAAAUUCUGCUAUGCGGGGCUUAUAGCUGCACAUAAGAACAAGACACCUUUAGCCAAGGACACGGCUGCCAAAAUUUUGGAGCUUGUUGAGCAAUCAAAAGGGUGGUCUUCACUAGAAGAGACAAGGGAGAGUGCUGAAAAUGUCAUGAUGGGUAUUUCUGAGGAAGAGUUGUACAAUAUCCCUACUGCUAACUAUAUUCACAGGAAGGCUGGUUUUGUUCAAAGGUUCUUCACAGUAUAUCACGUUGCCUUCGACGCUUGUGCGGACCUGAAGGAUGUCCAGGCAGUGGAUGCUCUUCAGGAGAUGCUUAAGAAGGAUAAUAGAAGGCCUGAUGUCUUUAUCUUGAUGCAAAUUAUGAGGUGUUACCUGAAUUCCGGAGACAUUGAUCGUGGGCACAAAGUCUUUGAAGAAUACAUGAGCUCAGGCAACCCGCCUAUACCAGAGCUUUACACCACGCUUGUAGAAGGUGCCAUGACUGGUUAUACGCCCAAGGGUAUAAAGAUCGCUCUAGACACACUGACGCAGAUGAGUUCUAGGGGUAUUAACCUGGUUGCCUCAACGGGUAAUGCCCUCCUCCUUGCAGCAUCUGGUGAAAAGAACGGGGGAUAUACGAUUGCUAAUAUGAUAUGGGAUCUGAUGCAAGCUCGUAAUAUAACUCCAUUUCUUCCUGCCGUUCAAGCAUAUUACAACGGUUUAAAGGAUCGAGAGAUUCCUGAAGACGAUCCAAGGCUGUUGGUGGUGUCACGUACUCUUGACAAUUUGCGCGUAAGAUUUGGAAGAAACUCUGGACAAUUUGGAGACAGAAGAUGAAAUUCUGAGGGUUUUUUCUUGAUAUUUUGUUGUACCUUAGGCCUAAGUUUUAGUAUCAAUUGAUUUUUAAUGGUUAUUUAUCGAGUAAUUUUGCAGCUUUGCUUGUUUUAAAUCAACUUUUACGUUGCAAAUAAAUGCGCAAAAUAGCGUUUGUUUGUUUUC
Messenger RNA from Cynara cardunculus var. scolymus (artichoke), 1573 nucleotides. Its product is annotated as pentatricopeptide repeat-containing protein At4g35850, mitochondrial. Gene Ontology annotation, cellular component: mitochondrion. The transcript has 13 exons. The record is from RefSeq and is a predicted model, not a curated record. Gene Ontology annotation, molecular function: protein binding. Lineage: Eukaryota; Viridiplantae; Streptophyta; Magnoliopsida; Asterales; Asteraceae. The coding region runs from base 68 to 1411 and encodes 447 amino acids.